Cylas formicarius (sweet potato weevil) is the source of this 2457-nucleotide messenger RNA. It is a transcript of the gene Ap, whose product is annotated as LIM/homeobox protein Lhx2-like. Gene Ontology annotation, biological process: neuron differentiation; regulation of transcription by RNA polymerase II. Gene Ontology annotation, cellular component: nucleus. Bases 374 to 1483 code for a protein of 369 amino acids. NCBI's taxonomy places the organism in Eukaryota, Metazoa, Arthropoda, Insecta, Coleoptera, Brentidae. Gene Ontology annotation, molecular function: RNA polymerase II transcription regulatory region sequence-specific DNA binding; DNA-binding transcription factor activity, RNA polymerase II-specific. The record is from RefSeq and is a predicted model, not a curated record. The transcript has 6 exons.
GUUAUCAUCGGUGUCGCGGCCCAUUGGACUCGGUUUAAUCGUCAACGCCAAAACGGGGCGUGGCCAGCGACCGUAUUCUGACGACGGGCGGAGCUUGGUCAGCAUCCCCGAGAAAGAGAUGCAGAGCUCCCUUUUAGAUGCUUCCCCGUGCCGUCGGGAAAGUGCAACGCACACACAGUGUGCCGCCGGCUCUUGUUCAGUUGUUUUUUUGGUGGUUUACUACACAUCUUUUGCAGUUUACACGUUCCGAAUCGAUAGGUUAACAGUGGCCAGAAGUUUGGUGUGUUGCGGUGCGUUGUUUUGGGAUAUUUCUGCGUGGUCGGAUUCGAAGAUUGAUGGAAGUGACUGAACUCAUUUCGCCGCACUCAACGACAUGUUAAAAGAGCGCGAAAGUUUGGAUAGAGGCACGUCCUCGCCAUGUUCGAGCAUCGGGGGCUCCUCGGUGGUCGAGGCUUCCUGUUGCGCCGGUUGCGGGGGCAAGAUUCAAGAUAGGUACUAUUUGCUAGCGGUGGACAGGCAGUGGCACGCAUCUUGCCUGAAGUGUUGUGAGUGCAAACUACCUCUGGACACCGAGCUUACGUGUUUCGCUAGAGAUGGGAAUAUUUACUGCAAGGAAGAUUACUACCGGAUGUUCGCAGUAACCCGCUGUGGACGGUGCCACGCAGGAAUAUCAGCGAACGAACUUGUCAUCAGAGCACGGGACCUGGUUUAUCACUUGCACUGCUUUUCUUGUACGUCUUGCGGAAUCCCAUUGUCGAAGGGAGACCAUUUCGGAAUGCGGGAUGGAUUGAUAUUUUGCAGUUUUUGUUUCAAUAGACCUCAUUACCAAAUGCUAGAGAUGUGCGAUCCCGGCAACGAACCCCUCGAUAUGAUGUUCAGGGGGAGCGAGUCCCCCGGAUAUUUCCCCUCGUCGACCCCGCCCCAGAAUCACAAAGGACGACCGAGGAAAAGGAAACCCCCGAGCGACGACUCCCCCUGCGGGGGGGAGUUGCCGGUUACGAUGAGAAUGGCUGCCGCUACGUUGGAGAUGCUGCAACAAGGUGAACUGUCGUCGUCCAUGGAGUCUUUGUCGUACGAUUCGUCGGUGACGUCGCCGGCUUCCAGCAACGGCCACCAAUCGCAGAGGACCAAGAGGAUGAGGACGUCGUUCAAGCACCAUCAGCUGAGGACGAUGAAAACUUAUUUCGCGAUCAAUCAGAACCCCGACGCCAAGGAUUUGAAGCAGCUCGCUCAGAAAACCGGCCUGUCGAAGCGAGUGUUGCAGGUGUGGUUUCAAAACGCGCGAGCAAAAUGGCGGCGAAACAUCAUGCGACAAGAAGGCACUACCAACAACAACAGCAUUCAACCCCAAGGUGCCAGCGGUUCACCAACGGGGUCAGCUCUCCUGGACACGAACAGUAUGUCCCAUCAAUCCAUCGAAGAUCUCCAUCACCAUCUACAUUCCCAAAACUCGCAGAAUAUUAACUUCAACGACAUCUAUUAAGGUUCGCUUCGUGUUAUGUUGAGCUACCAAAACAUUUAUCCGAAAAUACAUGUUACAAAAGAAUUGGUCAAUCCGUGAGGCAUAUAUACAUUUUUUUUUUGGCUAAGGUAAACAUUUUUUUUUCUAAAAUAAUAGGGUAUUUUAUUUUAAUUGAUUCAAAUUGCAAAAUAUAAAAAUUUGUUUACACAUAUCGUAAAAGAAGCUUAAAAUGUCAUUAACCCGGAAAAAUUAAUUCGAAGUACAUAGACGUUCGUAUUUUGUUUCUUUGAGUUUUUGGUAAAAAUAAAUUGUAAAUUAAUGUGAAUAUCAACAAGACAAAUCCCUAGGAUUGUCCACAUUUUCCUGACCUGUGUCUUACGUAUAAUUGGCCUGUAGAUAAAUUUGAUACCUGUGUAGUGGUAGACUGGUUGCAGUAGAACAACGAUUCUUAAGAUUACCUGUAAAUAUGUCGGUUUAAGUUAUGAUAAAGUUAUACACACAAUGUUCCUUUUUCGUAUAGUCGUAUUUCGUGGUCCUUAGAUAUAUCCAGUCGAUGUACAUUUAAAAAAUGUACAGAAUACAUUUUCUCGGGAUCUAUUUCUGCUUUUACCAUGCAAGAAACCUUCUUAUGGUAAAAACUUAUUCCCGAGCUUUUUGUCGGAACCAAUAUUUAUGUUUGUAACUGUUCGUUCCAAUUUGUAAAGCAUUUUAGUUAUUUUUCUCGCAAAAAAAAUGGCGUUUAAAACGAUACAAUUUAUUCGUGCAAUUCGUAUUCAGUUGUUUUUCUUUUGUUUGUACAUUACGUUCUUAUAGCGCUGAAACGCAAGAUGUAAGAUGUUUUAGUCUAUAUAUAGGGGACAGGUCGGCCAAAUAAAACUUAGGUUUAGGUUGUUGAAAGUUUAACGUAAACACGAUUGUAAAUAGUUAGGUUAAGUUUUAUUUAGCCCUCCGUAAUGCAUCUAUUUAUUGCAAAUUGUUAAAUAUAACAUCUGACU